GCUCAGAAGAAUCUUACAAAGAAGAAGAAGAAGGAAAAAGGAAUUAUCAUGCGAAAGUACUCAUGAUGGGCACCCAAGUGAAAGAUGUCAUCGUAAAACCAGACGCUCCCAACUCACUGCUGCUGGACAAACAUGCAGACUACAUCGCUGCCUACGGCUCCAAAAAGGACGACUAUGAAUAUACGCUGUCCGAGUACCUGAGGAUGAGCGGCAUCUACUGGGGUCUGACAGUGAUGGACCUGAUGGCGCAGCUGCCCCGGAUGAACCGGCAGGAGAUCAUAGACUUCAUCAAAGCCUGUCAGCAUGAAUGUGGAGGCGUCAGUGCUAGCAUCGGACACGACCCCCACCUGCUUUACACCCUCAGCGCCGUUCAGAUUCUGUGCUUGUACGACAGUGUGGAUGAGAUCGAUGUGGACAAAGUGGUGGAAUACAUUAAAGGACUACAGCAGGAAGACGGUUCAUUUGCAGGGGACAAAUGGGGAGAAAUAGAUACAAGAUUUUCCUUCUGUGCUGUCGCUACACUUGCAUUACUGGGCAAGAUGGACACAAUAAAUGUUGACAAAGCUGUAGAGUUCGUCUUGUCCUGUAUGAAUUUUGAUGGAGGUUUUGGCUGCAGACCGGGUUCAGAGUCUCAUGCUGGUCAGAUUUACUGUUGCACCGGUUUCCUGUCGCUCACUGGUCAGCUGCACCAGGUGAACGCUGACCUGCUGGGCUGGUGGCUCUGUGAGAGGCAGCUGCCGUCUGGAGGCCUCAAUGGACGACCAGAGAAGCUUCCAGAUGUUUGCUACUCGUGGUGGGUUUUGGCGUCGCUGAAAAUCAUCGGCAGGAUCCACUGGAUCGACAAGGCAAAGCUGCGGAUGUUUAUUCUGGCCUGUCAGGAUGAGGAGACAGGAGGUUUUGCUGACAGACCAGGAGACAUGGUUGAUCCUUUCCACACUCUGUUUGGAGUAGCAGGUCUCUCUCUUCUUGGAGACGAACAGAUAAAGCCGGUGAAUCCUGUUCUGUGCAUGCCUGAGGACGUCCUGCAGAGGGUCAACCUGCAGCCUGACCUCCUUAGCUAGCCCUGUGACAACCCCACGCAGUCACUGGCACAACACUGCUUUUCGUCAGCCACACAUAUAGUUCACUACUAAAGCUGGAUGUUGGGAGCAGAGAGAGGACCACCACACAUGUGUUAGUGUUAGCUGACAGACAUAUUGCUCUCCGUUCAUUAAGGAAACUUAGAGUCCCAUUGUUCUGAUUCCUCUGAGCCUCCUCUUGUUUAAACCUUCAACCGAGCCCUUUGUCACAAAGGCGUCCUUGUUGGUUUUACUAGAAAACAAUAGUUUAGAAGGAAGAGAUGUUUCAUCAUUGCAAAAGCUUAGAAAUCAUUAAACAACUUCUCUCAACUUUUGGGAAAAAAUGCAACUGUGCAGAAAAAUAUUGUGUUAAUUAUUUAACUGAGGUUUAUCUUUCUCUCACUUAUUACCUUUUAGUUUUCAACUAGGAAAGGAGGUUAUCACUGUUAUGAAUUAUAAGCCAGAGAUGGAGACAGAGGAACAGAUUGUCUCUUCAUUCCCUUAGUGACAGGGAAAGGAAUAUUCUGUUUAACUCAACAGAAGAACAAUGACACACAUGCAUGAUCACAUUUUCCGGCCUAAGACACUUGAGGGUUUGACAGUCAUAUGGCUAUAAGACACCAUCUCUUUGUCGUUUUAAAUCAAAAGUACUUUCAUAUUUUGACGGUAAAAGUAGACGUUACACGAGACAAGUUGUUAGAACUGGAUUCUAACAGGCCUCACAAAUGGAGAUGCAGUGCAGAACUUAUUUUAAAUCAAGCUUGAAUACUUCACACAGGUAAUGAAGUCAGUUUGAAGUACAAAGAAACUAUUUGUUGGGGCCUGAAUUAGAGGUAGGAGCAGACAAAGGAUGCAAUGUUUCUUGCAUGAAAUGCAGAGACACACAGGAACACAUAGCAGCAUUUCCGUCUGGUGCGAUGAAUAUUUUACUCCUUAUGCACAAUCUCAGCUCCACUAACGUAUCCAUGUUAGUCAGUCCAGUGUUGUGAUGUAGCUGUGGGCAGAGGGGUUUGGUCUGCCCCUCUACUGAGUGUCAAAUAAUGAAACCUUUCCAGUCUUAAAUGUCCGACCAGUUUUGUAAAGUCUUUUUUUUUCUGUCAGAACUAACUGCUGAAUUCAACUUUUAUCUUUCCUUAGCUGACUUUUCAGUGCUCACAUUGUUGCCGAAGAGGAAUUUAUAAAUCACAUGUUGAAUCUAUGAGCUCUCAAUUUGUACAAAGGUUCAGCGGUAGAUAACUGAGAAAUUCAUUAAUUCACCUUUUUUAAUGUCAAAUGAAGGCAGUCAUCACUUCUAGCUCAAAGCCUGUAUUGUGAUCAAAGAGCUCAAGCUGCUUUAAGUUGGUCAACUUGUAACAUUAAAAGGUCUUGUCUUUGUGUUUUGGGAGCAGCUCUAUUCCAGAAAGAUACCCAAUGUUGCAAACCUGUUGGUGUAUAAAAAUGUAACUUAUUUGUUUUUUUGCCUGGCAAUAAAUGUUUCUCUUCUACUGUCAA
Molecule: messenger RNA, 2549 nt
Organism: Labrus bergylta (ballan wrasse)
Lineage: Eukaryota; Metazoa; Chordata; Actinopteri; Labriformes; Labridae
Gene: rabggtb
Product: Rab geranylgeranyltransferase subunit beta
Biological process (GO): protein geranylgeranylation
Cellular component (GO): Rab-protein geranylgeranyltransferase complex
Molecular function (GO): Rab geranylgeranyltransferase activity
Source: RefSeq, a predicted model, not a curated record